Molecule: messenger RNA, 3488 nt
Organism: Oryzias melastigma (Indian medaka)
Lineage: Eukaryota; Metazoa; Chordata; Actinopteri; Beloniformes; Adrianichthyidae
Gene: ttyh3a
Product: tweety family member 3a
Exons: 15
Coding region: 404-1981 (525 amino acids)
Cellular component (GO): plasma membrane
Molecular function (GO): intracellularly calcium-gated chloride channel activity; volume-sensitive chloride channel activity
Source: RefSeq, a predicted model, not a curated record
GGCGGGAGGGGCUAGGUAAAACUGCCAGCUGGGAAACUGUCGUGAACAGUCGCAGAGCUGGCUCCAGUCUCCUGAACUCCGAUGGUAACUGGAUGGAGAACUUAAUCUGAAUGAAUUCUGCGACGCUUUAAACCCGCACGCGGACAUGAAGUGAACAGAAAGAAAGAAGAAGAACUUCCAUAACCAGAACCCGGGAUGUAACAAAGAGAGGACCAGUAUGCCAAGAAGAGGAACAAAAGAGAUUUCUUGUUGACACACACCUUCGUGUUCCAGUGGACACAACUAACUAGCAGCUAACGCUAGCUAACCUACAUAGCGGCCUCGCCGCCUGCAGUGCGUUCCCUGCCCGUUCACCGCUGGAAAAAGGAUCCCUUCUCGAGUGGAUCUCUCUGAUUGAAUCUUCAUGGCAACAGUGGUUAGCUACUCCCCCCCGGUGUGGGUGAACAUCCUCCACAAACUACCCCACUUCAACUUCAAGUUCGAGCAAACCAGCAGCGAUUUCCAACCGAACGACUGGACCUAUCAACAGUCCAUCGUGCUGCUGGGAGGUGUGGCGCUCGCCUGUCUGGCUCUGGACCUACUAUUCCUGCUCUUCUAUUCCAUCUGUUUGUGCUGCCGGCGGCGCAAAAAUCAGGACGAAUCGAGUGCCGACUGCUGCUGCACGGCGUGGUGCGUCAUCAUCGCGACGCUCGUGUGUAGUGCUGGCAUUGCCGUCGGUUUCUAUGGAAACGGGGAGACUUGUGAUGGAGUGAGUCGGCUGACGUAUUCCCUCCGCCACGCUAAUCGUACAAUCACUGGAGUGCAGAAACUGGUGUACGACGGGACAUCCUCAUUGAACCAGACAGUGGAGGAGAAUCUGCAACAGCUUGAGAGACAGUAUGCGGGGCAUGCUGACUACAUGUCCAUCAUCCAAAAGCUGCAGGGCCAGCUGGAUGAGCUGGUCAAGCAAAUGGGAGAAAUUCCCUUCUGGGAUAACGCCAACGUCUCCUUGGAAGACCUGGCCGUCAACAUUGAGUUGUAUGACUGGUACAGGUGGCUUGGCUACAUAGUCCUACUACUGUUUGACAUCUUAAUCUGCCUUCUGGUGCUGUUUGGCCUCAUUCGCAAUUCUAAGGGAACCCUUAUCGGGGUGUGUUUGUUUGGUGUGGUGGCUCUGAUCGUUAGCUGGGUCUCCUUGGGUCUGGAGCUAGCCGUCUCUGCUAGUUCCAGUGACUUUUGUGCCGCUCCUGACUUGUACAUAACGGAAGUGGUGGACCAGUAUGCCGUCAUGGAUCAAGAAAUCCUACAGUCCUACCUGAGCUGCAGCGCGGAUCAGACCAACCCCUUCCAGCAGAGGCUUUCCGGGAGCCACAAAGCAUUAGUGGAGAUGCAAGACGAUGUGUCUGAGCUGCUGCGUUCCGCCACCAGAGAAUAUAAAGAAACCAGGGGACGCUUGGAGGAGAUCCAGGGGGUCCUGAACACCACGGAGAUCAGCCUUCAUCAGCUCACGGCGCUGGUGGACUGUCGCAGCCUGCACAUGGACUACGUCCAGGCCAUGACGGGGCUUUGCUAUGAUGGCCUGGAGGGCGUCAUCUACCUGGUCUUCUUCUCCUUCGUCACAGCUCUCAUGUUCAGCUCGAUUGUCUGCAGCGUGCCGCACACUUGGCGUGGAAAGAGGAGCGGCGAUGACGACAGCGAGGAGGACUCUCUGAGCCACGGGGGGAGGCAAAACCAUGACAACCUGUACCGCGUUCACAUGCCCAGCCUGUACAGCUGCGGCAGCAGCUACGGCAGCGAGACCUCCAUCCCCGCCACGGCGCACACAGUCAGCAACGCACCUGUCACCGAGUACAUGGCCCAGAACUCCAACUUCCAGAAUUCUCGCUGUGAAAAUACGCCUCUGAUCGGGCGCGAGUCUCCUCCCCCUUCGUACACCUCCAGCAUGCGGGCGAAGUAUUUGGCCAACAGCCGACCAGAUCCCAACAACCCUCCCGCCCAUUAGACGCCACUCAUCCGCUGACGUGUCCGAAGUCCUCCGAUCAUCAGUCCUCUCAUCCCAUCUUCUGCCUCCUUCUAUCCUUUUCCUGUCUCACUUGAUUUGAACCAAAUGUGCUUUCUUGCUGGUCGGUUGGAGCGGAACUUGGAGGACGUCCAUCACCUCUGGAACCAUCAGUUUCUCGACUCUUUUAAGGAUCUGGUGAAUCAUCACUGGUGCUAAGGCGGAGCUGCGAUGGAGCCUGGACUGCACUUUGACACGCCACGUGUGCGGAGGUCAUCCGGCGUGGCGUUGCGGUGGUGAGGACUCUGGAAGCUCUCACAGACUUACACUGGUUGUUCUGUAAAGUACUGUAUCAUACUGCUUGAUUUCUCACUUAGAUGGAGUCCCGGGUUAACUCAGAUUGCUGCCUUUUAGAAACAAAAGCAUAGUUACAAUUGAGUGCAGCACACUAUUGCUCUGAUAUUGGCUUUUAAUGUCUUCAACCAAUGUCUGGGACCAGUUUUAGCGCAUUAUUGCACACCAUUUUUCCUUCCUGCUCUCUGGACAUUUUGAUUUUUUACAUAACCUCUCUCCCACAGCAGUGGAGGUUUGCUAAAGUGUGAUUGUGGCUCACGACCUGAUUUGAUGCAGAUAAAGGAGCUAGCAUCAAACAUUGUAUGACUGUGACAGUUUUUGUUUUAACUGAAUCAAAGCAGCAGGUUCAACAGUAAGAGGCCGAUUUUAUUUCUGCUGUCCUUUUUCUUCAUGUUUGCUUCUACAGGAGGCAGACGGGGACAAAAACCUUCCUCUAGAUUUAUGUAAAAUACAUUUCUAAGAAUAUGCAUUGGCAAUGCGGUGUCUCACAAAUGUGUUUUAGCAUUUAAAUAGAAGUAGAAACAGUGGAUGCUGUGAAGGGAUUGCAACAACUAUAAAAGAAGAAAAAAUAAAUCCUUAAAAAGACGUUUUGCUGUUUAUAAAAGCUAAAGUGGAGUGAGAUGUUUGUACCUCCGCCGCCUCAGCUUGCUUCUCUUAGACGUGCAGGAGGUGAACUGUGCCAACAAGCCAAGCACAACUUCUGACUUUCUUCUUAAACUUGGUGACUUCCGUGGACGAGACUCUUUCAAACUGUUUCCACUUCCUUCAGCUUAACAACACGAUCCAAUUGUUCUUGUUUUUUUCAGGUAGUCUUUUUUUUUUUGUAAUUCUGUACAGAUUCUGAAUAAUUUUCAAAAAGGAAUUAAUUUUGACAGUGAGGUUUUUAACUCGUGAAACGGUAUAAUCCAUUUUAAGCAUUGUUUUUUCCAUUUGAUUUUAUUUGAAACUGUAGCAAAACACAAGGUUUUGCGAAAUUUAAUGUGAAGGUAUCAAUUAAAGGUAAUUUUUUUUUCUUUUCUUGGGAAAAAACACUGUAGAAUUGAUUCUUUUUUUAUAUAUAUAUAAAAAAAUACAUCAUUUUGUAAUGUGUACAUGUAAACUGUGGUUGUAAUGAACUUAAAUGCUGUCUUUUGAAAAUAAAGGAACUUUAACUGGA